GUUUAUAUUUUUUAUUUCCGGAUAUAACUCGAAACGAAAUUUUUGUCAUAUUUAGUCCAAAAUAAUUAAGUAAUACAAUAUUUUAUAACGGAAUUAUCAGUAUUAGUUUAAAUUAGUGUAUAUAUUGAGAGAGUCUAGAGGUGCGUUAAAACAAAAACCUACUAAUAACUGUAGCAGAAAACAUAACAUGUCAAAAUAUAGUUAGGCCUAAGGAAUCAAAAUUAAGAGAAUAUUCGAAAAAUGUGGAGUAAUGGUAUUCUGAAAGAAGGGCCUCUAUUAUUGUCUACUUGUCUUUUAGCUGACAAUCAACGACUCUGGGAAGAAUAUUAUUUCGUACUCUUGCACAUAGAUAAAAGUGAACCUAGACUCAAUUACUAUCAAAACCAAGAGGAAUUUAAACAAUACAAAAUUGGAAGAAAGAAUGAAGUUAAAAGUAUAUAUGUUCAAAUUAUUGAGAAAUUAGAAGAUAUUCCUGAUGAAGAUCAGCAAUAUAUGUUUCUGGCUAAAUUAAAAGAUGGAAAAGCUUAUUAUUUUGCUGCUACAUCUCUUGAUGAUAAAUUAUCUUGGAUUGAUUCUAUAAGAAUCUGUUUAAAAAAUUCAAUAAGUGAUGAUAAACCAAAAAGACUAUGCUCUUCUGCAUUUUCAAGUGCAGACGAUCUUGGAGUGCUCAUCAAAUCCUAUAAAGUUGAAGUAAAAGAGACAACUGCAUCACAAAGGUGUAACAUUGAAGUUGGAGCCGACAUCUACGAACUUAAAGUCUAUACAAAUUCGCUGUGUUUACAUAUUGGUGAUCAAAUUCUUUAUAAAUGGCCGUUUGCCUUCAUAAGACGUUAUGGUCGAACAACGCAUAAAUUCACUUUUGAAGCUGGAAGAAAGUCGGACAGCGGAGAAGGGUUAUUCAUUUUCGGAUUAAACCCCGAGAUCGAAGAUAGACGAAACAAAGGCGAAAAUGUUCCAAACGAUUUUCCAAUAGGCGACGAAUUAUUUAAUUGUGCACGUGAUCAAUUCUCAAGUAAGGGAAAAAAUACUGGUUCAUUGGAAAAGCCUAAACUCCCACCUAGAAAUGAUGCUCUUCAUACAAGCAAACCCCUACCUCCAGCUCCAAUUUUGCAAGAGAAAAAAUCGAAUUUCCAAGAAGACUCUAGUCAAGACAGUAGUCCUGUCGGUACAAUGAGAUCAAUGAGAGAUUUGAUAGAACUAACAAAAGUAACGCCAUUCGAAUCAAAUUCAGACUAUUCAACAAUCUCUUUGGCUCAAGCAGCAAGAGGUCAAACAACAGAUCCCACUGAAAUGCACGAAAAUCCGUACGUCGACCCAGAAGAAUUAGAUUUUAAACGCUUAUGA
This is a messenger RNA of Dimorphilus gyrociliatus, 1344 nucleotides long. NCBI's taxonomy places the organism in Eukaryota, Metazoa, Annelida, Polychaeta, Dinophilidae. The record is from the annotation of a GenBank genome assembly.